Molecule: messenger RNA, 582 nt
Organism: Mesorhabditis belari
Lineage: Eukaryota; Metazoa; Nematoda; Chromadorea; Rhabditida; Rhabditidae
Source: the annotation of a GenBank genome assembly
AUGGCUGCUUUCAUUUAUGGUGGUUUCUAUCGAAUGGAUCGACUUCAUCCGCGGAAAACCACAAAAAGCGUUGGAAUGGCAUCCACUUCGGGUAGCGGUAGUGGCGAUCUCCGGAUAAAGACAAAUGAUGGAACAUUCAUUGCGUCAAGUCAGCGACCUGAUGGAACAUGGAGAAAACCGAGAAAAGUAAAAGAAGGAUACGUUCCACAAGAAGAGCAGCCCAAGUAUAUGUCGAAAGGUCGUCAAGCCGCUGAAAUACCAAAACAAAGAUUUCCCGUUGGAAUGACACCGAUGGCAAUGGCAAAAGGACAAAUGCCGACAGGACCGAAGAAGCCGAUUGUAGCAAUCGAGAAAGCCAGCGCUUGUAUCACACCGCAAGACCACGUGAAGAGGAAAAUGCACAAUGUACAAAAGAAAAUUGACGAGAUUACUGCUCUGGAGCAUCGAAUUGAGAUGGGUGAAAAGGAGAAACUCGAACAAAAUCAACUAUCAAAAUUGGAUCGUAGAGCCCAUUACGAAGAUGAAAUGCAUAAAUUGGAAGAAGAAUUAGAAAAGCUCGACGUGACCUCAAGCAGUACAAAA